GCGAAAUCUUCCUUAGACCCUGCGUUUUCUUUUUCGCCAUCUUCACCUGUCUUGUACCUUGGCCUUCAACUGUGACUCUUCUCUUUAUCUCAUCUACACCUUCGUUCCUUUUCUGUCAACCCUCACAUCUACCUUGAUUGCUCGACGUUCAGAGCUUCUCAUACCGAGACGACCUAUUCAGGACUGGAAAAAAAAACAGAUUCACCAGAAACAUAAACCUUCGCCCACGCGACCUUGUAUCUAGCUUUGUUCCAGCACCCUCCAAAUCAUCCUUCGGCCUCGGCCUCAGUAACUCUACGACUCUCGACACCAUGAAAAUCUUCUCUUCGUCACAUACCUUUGAGUAUUCAUGGGAAGAGGUCAGCACCAACAACUGGCGGAAGUAUUGUCCAUGGAAUGACAAGGCCAACCACGUGCUUGCGGUGGACACGAUCUCUCGCCACAUUGAUGCCGACACUGGCAUCCUUCGAACCGAAAGACUCAUCACCUGCAAGCAGACUGCUCCCCAAUGGGUGUUGACUAUUCUGGGCGGAGACACCACCAGCCACGUUUACGAGGUAUCAUACGUCGAUCCACAACAGAAAAAGGUGACCAUGUGCAGCACCAACAUGACGUGGUCAAACCUGCUACAAUGUCGAGAAACCGUCAUCUACCAACAGAGCUCGGGAGAUCCACAUAGCAAGACGGACUUCAGACAAGAAGCUCAAAUUAUUGCUCUAUGUGGAGGUUGGCAAAAGAUUCGAACGAAAAUCGAGGAAGCUAGUGUGGAGCGAUUUCGAGAGAACGCAGCACGAGGACGAGAAGGAUUUGAGAUGGUCCUGGAGAUGUCCAGGCGAGUAUUUGGCGAAGAACGAGAAAGACUGAGGCUCGGCCAUGCAGUGACUGUAUGAUACACGAUGCGAGCGAGCGCAGUCAACUUCAGGGGAGCAAGUUGUAUUACGAACUUUGACGAACGUCGACUUCAGCGAUUGCAGAAACGGACAACAUGCCUUUGGCAUGUCUGGCCGGGGCUGAUUAGAAAAAAGUUGUGGGAGUUUUGAAUUCGAGCAAGGCGUUGGGCAGGUCAGGUGCAUUUUUUGGGUUGGUUCAUCGGACAGUGUGCAGCUAGCGCGACACUAUUAGACAUCCUCCCUCUGGUGCUGGUAUAUUAGAGUCAUAGACACAAGAGACACUCCGGCAACUGACGGGUUGAGGUAGACAACCACUCAAUUGGCUAUAAACAAAGAUGUAUUUGACAUUUUUAA
Molecule: messenger RNA, 1244 nt
Organism: Exophiala mesophila
Lineage: Eukaryota; Fungi; Ascomycota; Eurotiomycetes; Chaetothyriales; Herpotrichiellaceae
Exons: 1
Coding region: 312-890 (192 amino acids)
Biological process (GO): phospholipid transport
Cellular component (GO): mitochondrial intermembrane space
Molecular function (GO): phosphatidic acid transfer activity
Source: RefSeq, a predicted model, not a curated record